Messenger RNA from Didymodactylos carnosus, 474 nucleotides. Lineage: Eukaryota; Metazoa; Rotifera; Eurotatoria; Philodinida; Philodinidae. The record is from the annotation of a GenBank genome assembly.
AUGCUCGCCCAACAACCGGUGAAGACAAGUGGCGGUGAAGUCCGAAUCACUGACACGAAUAACUUUCCAAUAUCAAAAACAAUUUCGGCCGCACACGUCAUCAUUAACCCUGGUGCACUUCGUGAACUUCACUGGCAUCCGCAAUCGGACGAAUGGUCUUACUUUAUUAGGGGAAAAGCACGCAUAACGAUUUUUGCAUCGGGAGGAAUGGCGCGUACAUUUAACUAUCAAGCUGGCGAUGUUGGCAUUGUUCCGCGUUCCAUGGCUCACUAUGUAGAAAACAUUGGGGACGAACCCGUUGAAAUGCUAGAAUGCUUUAAAAGUUCAACAUUUCAAGAAUUCAGUUUGGAGCAAUGGCUAGCUACCAGUCCACCGCAAAUGGUUGCUGAACAUAUGAAUUUGAAUGGGACAGACAAGAAAAAGUUUUUGGAGGGACUGAGUGCAAAGAAGGAUCCAGUGAAGAGUAAACUUUAG